Syzygium oleosum is the source of this 868-nucleotide messenger RNA. Its product is annotated as probable WRKY transcription factor 75. Gene Ontology annotation, biological process: regulation of DNA-templated transcription. The record is from RefSeq and is a predicted model, not a curated record. Gene Ontology annotation, molecular function: sequence-specific DNA binding; DNA-binding transcription factor activity. The transcript has 2 exons. NCBI's taxonomy places the organism in Eukaryota, Viridiplantae, Streptophyta, Magnoliopsida, Myrtales, Myrtaceae. Bases 69 to 704 code for a protein of 211 amino acids.
UUCUUUUGCACGUUCCCAGCCACAUAAAUCCCCAACGUAUUUCGCUUCCGUCUCCUUCUUCUCCUUCCAUGAACACCCAUUGCGACCAGCCUGUCUCUUCUUCUUGCUCUUUCAUGGAGAACUUGAGCUACUCUUCUUCACUCCUCCCUUACCCGUCUUCACCGCUGCUAUCUUCUUCAUCUCCGUCCUUGCUGUCACUGAACCCUAGGUUGACCAGUUUGGGUCCUUACAACACUGAAUUCGAAGGCCACGAUAAUAGCAACAACAUCGAGCAAAGUAGUGGUUAUCUGGGGUUGUUCACGUCGAACUCGUCGUCGUCGGACCACCAUCGCGUGCCGGACGCGCCCGUGGCAAACGAGAACGAUGCCGAGGACGCCUUGAAGGCGGCGAAGAAGAAGGGAGCUAAGAAGGUGAAGAAGCCAAAGUACGCUUUCCAGACGAGGAGCCAAGUGGACAUACUUGACGAUGGCUAUCGGUGGAGGAAAUAUGGCCAAAAGGCCGUGAAGAACAACAAAUUCCCACGGAGCUACUACCGAUGCACGUACCAAGGCUGCAACGUGAAGAAGCAAGUCCAACGACUGACCAAAGACGAAGGCGUCGUGGUGACGACCUACGAAGGAGUGCAUUCUCAUCAGAUCGAGAAGUCCACGGAGAACUUCGAGCACAUCUUGAGCCAGUUGCAGAUUUACAGUACCUCCCUUUAAUAGGUCACGAACGCCGUUGUUGCCGUUAAAUUUUCGUAUUCUGGGACAUCGAGAUAGUAGUUAUAUACAUAUUGUAUAUUGAAAAAAUGGGUUAAUUGACCACGUACCUUAUUUUGAACUACACAGUGUCUAAAGGAAAUAAUAUAUCCAGCUGAUUAUUUUUA